AUUUCAUGCUCCUUUGCGCUGUAGCACUAGCCACGGACUGACGAUAUCUAGUUUACUUUGACUGCUGCUGUGUUUUUUCUGUGCACCUGCCAUGAAGAGCUAUAAGAACUUGCUCCUUCUCAUUGUUAUGGGCUGUGGUGUCUUACAGUCUUGUGCAAUGAGGGCCGAAGUUUAUGAUAACAAUAAUAAAACAUGCCUAUAUGGUAAUAUGGAACUUCAGUUCACCAUUAAAUAUGAGACAAUUGACAAGAACGUGUCAACUUCAGUUUUUCUGUUGCCAAACAAUGUGUCAACUACUGGAAGCACCUGUGGGGAUAACACGACUGAACCAUUGUUAAAACUUGGUUUUGGCAAUGGCCACUCUUUUACAGUGAAUUUUACGCAUAAUCAAACUGUUUACCAUGUAGAUGUUAUAACCUUUGUCUACAAUACCAAUGACAGUUCGAUAUUUCCUAAUGCAUCUGCAAAAGGUGUUUUUACGGUUGCGUCUAAAGUAACUAUGCCAGGUUUACCAAUGGACAACUACUACAAAUGUGUAAAUCCUGAAAUUCUUAUCAUAAAUAAUGUAACAAUGAAAUUUUCCAAUGUCAGCGUUCAAGCCUACAUAAAGGAUGGAAAUGUCAGCAAGCAAGCAUUUGAAUGUAGUGCAGACACCCCCACUACGACUCUUGCUCCAAAUGUUACGACUUCGGCUCCAAAUGUUACGACUUCGGCUCCAAAUGUUACGACUUCGGCUCCAAAUGUCACAACCGUUGCACCUACUCCAACUCCAGUUCCUACUCCAAUUCCAAAGCCUGAAGUGGGUAAUUAUGUGGUGAAGACUGGUAACGUUACAUGUCUCCUAGCUGACAUGGGUCUUCAGCUAAAUUUCAGCAUUACCAAGAAUCAGAGUGACUGGAAAGUUAUAAAUAUUGUUCCAAAUGAUACCUCGACAUCCGGGACAUGUGGCAUUGACACCUCUUCAUUAAAACUGCAAGAAAAACAGAUGAUGGUUGAGUUGGUCUUUGCUGUGAAAAACUCAACUAAAUUUUACCUGAAAGGAGUAAAUGUUAACCAUACUAUUCCUGGUCAGUUUGCUGAGAGUAAUAACAGUUUGGAAUAUUGGGAGGCUUCCGUUGGUAGCUCAUACAUGUGUAACAAAAAUCAGAAUUUUAAGAUCACAGACAACCUUUUUCUCACCACGCUUGAUUUAAGAGUACAGCCAUUCAAUGUGACAGACAACAAGUUCUCAACAGCCCAGCAGUGUCCACUAGACGAUAACAGCCUUCUAAUUCCAAUCAUAGUUGGAGCUGCCCUGGCAGGAUUGAUUCUCAUUGUUGUGAUUGCUUAUGUGAUCGGUCGAAGAAAGACUUACGUUGGAUAUCAGACACUAUAAAGCGAUUUUCUGCCCAUCCCCCAAAAUUGGCACAGUGUUUCUCUUUCAAAAAUUUUAAAUAAAUUUACUUUUGUGAGUCAAGUGCAGGUUCUUUUUUAGCAUAGUUCUGUUAUUUUCAUUAUAUACAUUUUAAUACAUGUAGCCAGGCAACCACACGGUGCUUUGCAAGUAACUGUUGGCCAUCUUAGUGCCAGUAUCAUCUGACCACCAAAUGAAGGUGGUAAUAUCUCCUAAAUUCUUUUGAGUUUAUAGAACCUGAUCUUGUGUCUCAUGACAAUCUCUGAAGGUAUUGGUUUUUUAUGCUAACUUUCUGUUACAUUUAUUUCCUUAGUAAUGGUUUAAGUAACAAAGAUUUUGUCACAUAUAUCAUUAAUUUGUCUGUAUUUUAUGAUGCUGUGCGUUUAAGAAUAGUUUACAUCUGAACAGUUGUUUGGUACCCAUCUCAAAGAAUUAGUUCACAGCACACAUUUUGUAUAUAAACAGGCACUGAAAAUAUGUUUUGAUGAUCCUUAAGUUUUUAAAUUACAGAUUAUUAUGCAUAUUAACGAUUUGCAUUGGAAAUGGCAUUAUUUAAAACAAGUUUAACAAGCUGAAUCUUUGCUUAUACAUGAUCUAUUUGUGAAUUAUUUUGUAGUGUUUUGAUUUGAAAUGAACCUGCACUUGCCUCCAUUACUUUGCAUUCCUUUGAUUUUAUUCAUAAAUUUAUUCUUCAUAAUUUCCUCCAAUGAACAUCAGAGAAUUUCUUUUUUUUUUGCAUAUCUGCAUGAUGUUUUAAUUGUGUUCUCCCGAGUCCAGUACCUACAUUUUCUGAUUAUAAUUAUUUGUGGGUGGUAGGGCCAGUAGCAGACUUGAAAGUGAGGAUCUUCCAUAGAUUUUUGGAAGGAAAAAAAAACUGUGGAAGAUGUACAGUUCCUACAUAUCUUAAUAAAUGAACACAGGGAAAAUCAGGCUAAAGUAAUGCCUUUGAACUGAGUUGUUUUUGUUUUUUUUUUUUUUUUCUUUAGUGCAGUCAGACAUACAAACCACUCUUGUGUAAAGAGAUUAAAUGCAAAUUUCUUUCCAUGUACUCGGAUAAGAUUGUCUGCUGCUUAUCGAGAUUGCAUAUUGUACUUAUUAAAAUAUAAUGGUAAUUUUAACAGAAAAAAAUGUUACAUUUUAAAAUACAAUAAUUUCAUAACACUACACAGGCGUACAUUAUUACAGAUUAUAACACAUUUUGCCACUUAGAUAAAAAACAGUUAAGUUAAUGUAGCUCUCCUGAAUAAACAUACAUUACCAAAAUAGUAUAUGUUUAGAUGUAAUCUUUAAUAUUUGAGUGCCUUGUUUGUUUUUGAUGAAAAGAGACCAUUCACUUUCACUUUUGUGUAUUUUUUUAAUAUAUUUUUACUCCUUUAUCUGUUUGCACUUUGCGUUGACAAGCUUGAUAAAAACUGUAUUUAUUAUAAACCAUUAUUGUAGUAUUUUGCUAAUUUGGAAGCUCAGGAUUUUUUUUUUUUUUUAACAUUUGACCCCAUAUAUAUUACAUGCCACCUUAAUUGUCCACUUUUUCAAAAGAGUUGGUUGUAAAAAUGAAAAUCUGUAAACGCAAAUGUACAAGUUUGUGACUCUUGGUGCAUGUUUAUAAAUUCAAAUACCUUUUAGUACCCAAUUGGAUAAAAAUGGAACUCCUAACAAACACUUUUGGUUAUAGCAGUCUCUAAUUGCAUUUUUUCCCCCUUUAAUAUUACUUAUCUGACCUCUGCAAGAUUACAUUUUGCAAUAUGGUAAACAAAAUGCAUUUUAUGUGCAUGAGCUUUCAGUUUAGUAAAUUAAAUGCUUGUUUUCUUAAUUAUAAAAAGGGAAACUGUAGAAUAGUACUUUUUAAUGUAGCUAUAUAAUUUAAAAAAAUGAUUUUGAGACUUGCACAUUUUUUUUUUAAUUCUGUUGCAAAAAAUGUUCAGUACAGUUAAAGAAAUAAAUAAAACCUGGUUUUGCAAGAUUUUUGUAAGUUUUAUUCCAUAGAUAAAUUUCUGUCUUUAGCAUUUGGAAACCAUUUAUGGUUUAAUUGGUUAUUUAGACAAACUUAAAUAUCAAAAAGUAUUAUUUUAAGGUUCUGCUCUAGCAUUGUUUUUAUAAGAAAUCUGUUCAAGUCCUCGUUUUUCUCCCUUAGGACUGACUGUUACCUGCUUGCAUAUACUGUGCAGUACUUUGAUCUCCUCUCCAAAGAGCAUGUUAUGUUGCAUACACAAACUUUUGGAGAUAAGAUUCAAAUGAGAAAUAAUAGAAUAGUUUACAUACUAAUGAAUAUGUGUUGAGGUCUUGUUUGUUUAUAGGUUUAUUUUUGUGUAAAGGUUUCAAUCUAUUCAAUCAAUAAAGGAUAGCCUGAAUGGAGAGCUGAUCGCAUUUUUUAAUUAAUGAUUUGGCAAAACAUUUUUGUAUAUUUCUCUUAGUAUUUUUGUAAUGAAUCAGUUGAAAAUGCAUUUGUAGCAUUGGUUUGGAUGUUUUUCUGUAUGCAAAUAGCCAUUUAAAUGAGCAAGCAUAAAAAUGGUCAGGAAACUGAGAAUGUUUAUCUAUUAAAAAUAAAGUUGUAUAAAAAGGAAAAACCUAUUUCUAAAAGUUUUUUGGAGACUUUAGUCUUAACGUGCAGAAAUAUAGUUCACCUUUAAAUUUUUGCAACUGACAUGGCUUCUGUGACGAAUUGUUCAUGUUCAUUUUUUUUGUUGGUCUUCCUCUUUGGCAUUUCCUCUUGACUGACUUAUUUUUCUGAUUUGCAUCCAGCGGAAGAUUGCCUGGCUGAUAAGAAAGAGAACUACAUUGUGCCUAUUGCUGUUGGAGUAGCUCUGCUUGUUCUAGUUAUUGUAGUGAUUGUGGCAUACAUUAUUGGCAGAAGGCGAAAUAGUAACUCUGGAUAUGAGCACUUUUAGACAAAAGAAGAUAACCAUGUUACCGGCUGUGGGUUAUCCUUGCCUAUUAAUUGAAUGCUUUAAAACGGUUGGUGGUGAUCUUCACCUCUUCAUUUUGUCUACCCUAUAAUGCUCCUGAAUUACAAGAAUAAAAAAGGUUGCCUGUUAAGUUAGUAACACUCCAAAAGUAUAUUUCUUUAAGAUUUAAAGAGUGGAGCAGUCAUUAAACUAAAACUGUAAUAUAUAUUUUAAUUGCCUGAUUUAUAACUUGAUGGUGAUCAAAGUUGUUUUUUUAUUAUUUUUUUUUUUAACCCUAAUCAUGAAGGUUGUUAUUUAGAGCAGGCUGACAUCCAACAAACCCGUCAGAUGAUUUUUUUUCUGUACUGCACAAGCAUACAAGUUUGCCCAAAGAUUGAUUUCUGAAAUUCCUAGUUUUUGGAAAAUGUAAAUCAGUUCAUUAUUCGCUUCUGUGUUGGAUUGAUUUCAGUCAGUUUUGCCUAAAGCAUUUUAGUUAUCUGUCUAAUUCUAUGAAUCGCUGGUUUAAGUAUUUUAAAAUACUGCAUAGUGUAUGUAAUCUUGUUUUUCUUCUGUUUAAUGUUUUUAAAAUUGCUUUUCUUCGUCAUUCAUUGUGUACAAAUUUAUACCGAUUUUCAGGAUAAAAUGGUAUCGGAUUUAUUUUUGAUUUCUAGACAUUAUUGUUAGGCAUUUGUUUUUCAUCAUGGACUGAAAUAAUUUGCACAAUAAAUGCCUUGAAAUGUUUUUGUCAUUGUGUUCUGAAUCACUUGAUGGAAGUAGAGAAAACAUAAGACAACAUACAAAUAUAAAAAGUUUUGUC
Polypterus senegalus (gray bichir) is the source of this 5092-nucleotide messenger RNA. RefSeq names its product lysosomal-associated membrane protein 2 (gene lamp2). The transcript has 9 exons. The record is from RefSeq and is a predicted model, not a curated record. Gene Ontology annotation, cellular component: membrane. NCBI's taxonomy places the organism in Eukaryota, Metazoa, Chordata, Cladistia, Polypteriformes, Polypteridae. Bases 92 to 1375 code for a protein of 427 amino acids.